AUGGGUAAUGCGCCGUACCAUUCCUUACAAAAGGACAAAGCUCCAACAUCCAGCAGCAGAAAACUGGAGCUUAUAUCUUGGCUGCAGAGCAAAGGCAUUGAAGCCAAUAAAAAUAUGUUGAAACCCGAAUUGGUCAGAUUAGUGAAAGAAAACAAAUCCAGAAAGUCAACCUACAUUUUGGAUGAAAUCACUGAACAACAUGGUCAUACGGUGCUUAGAUUGCCACCAUAUCAUUGCCAUUACAAUGCCAUCGAACGGAUUUGGGCUUAUUUCAAAGGUUCGUUUUCUUGUCAUUAUACCUAG
Parnassius mnemosyne (clouded apollo) is the source of this 303-nucleotide messenger RNA. NCBI's taxonomy places the organism in Eukaryota, Metazoa, Arthropoda, Insecta, Lepidoptera, Papilionidae. The record is from the annotation of a GenBank genome assembly.